AUGCUUGUACCUGAUCGUAAUUCAUCUACACCUGUAUCAUCUAAUAGUUCGAAAAAACGCUCGACAAUAUCUAAACAACGAAAAUCAAAAAAAGUUCGUAAUGAUUAUGAUGAUAAUGAUUUAUCAAAAGAUGGAGAAAAUUCUUUAUCACAAUCUAUAUUUGAUGAUCAAUCAUCAUCAAGAACACCAUUAACUGGUCAAAAAAUUACUGAUUCUCAAUUACCACGUGGUACAAUUUUAACUGAUUUAAAUGAUGAAGGUGAUGAUAAUAUUGAUGAUCAACAAAUUCAAGGUGAUUCAUAUCAAAUAAAAAAAUUUCAUGAACCUGAAGCAUGUGAACAAACUCAUCAUAUUAUUAUUCCAAGUUAUUCAGCAUGGUUUGAUUAUAAUUCAAUAAAUUCAAUUGAAAAACGUGCAUUAAUUGAAUUUUUUAAUUCAAAAAAUCGUUCAAAAACACCUGAAAUUUAUAUGGCUUAUAGAAAUUUUAUGAUGGAUACAUAUCGUUUAAAUCCAAAUGAAUAUUUAUCAAUAACAGCAUGUCGAAGAAAUUUAGCUGGUGAUGUAUGUGCUAUUAUGCGUAUACAUGCAUUUCUUGAACAAUGGGGUUUAAUUAAUUAUCAAGUUGAUGCGGAUUUACGUCCAACACCUAUGGGACCACAUUCAACAUCUCAUUUUACUCUUUUAACUGACACACCAACGGGUUUAGCUAAUAAAGGAAUACAAAGAGAAAAUUCAGCAUCGAAACAAAUAGCAGAUUUAAAACAAGAAGCUAAAAAAGAAGAACGUGAUGUUGAAAGUACAUUAGGUUUAAGAACCGAUCAAUAUAAUAAAAAACUUAAUUUAAAUACCAAAACAAAAACUAAAGAUUGGUUAGAUCAAGAAAUUCUUCUAUUACUCGAAGGUCUUGAAAUGUAUAAAGAUGAUUGGAAUAAAGUUUGUGAACAUGUUGGUACACGUACACAAGAUGAAUGUAUAUUAAAAUUUCUUCAAUUACCAAUUGAAGAUCCAUAUUUAGAAGGAAAUGGUUGUUCAUCAGGUUCACUUGCAUAUCCAACAAUACCAUUUAGUCAAAGUGGUAAUCCAGUUAUGUCAACUGUUGCUUUUCUUGCAUCAGUUGUUGAUCCACGUGUUGCUAGUGCUGCAGCUAAAGCUGCUUUAGAAGAAUUUUCUAAAAUGCAUGAUGAUGUAUCAACAUCAAAUAAAGAAAUAAAUGAUAAUUCAAAUUUAAAUGAAUUAAAUAAUAAUGAAGAAUCAUCGAAAAUUAAACAAGAAAAAAUGGAUAUUAAUGAUGAAAAGAAUAUUAAUGAAGAUCAACUAAAACAAAUUGAAACUAAUGAAAAUGAAGAAAUACAAACAAAUAAUGAUGAAUCAGCAGUAGCAUCAUCAUCAACUGUUCCGAAACCUACAACACAAAAUGAUCAACAAGAUCCGAGAAAAUUAUUAGCAGCUGAAAUUAAUGAACGAGAUAUUCAAGCAGCAGCAGCAAGUGCAUUAGCAGCAGCCUCUGUUAAAGCUAAAUAUUUAGCAUCAAUUGAAGAACGUAAAAUAAAAACAUUAGUAGCUCAAGUAGUUGAAAUGCAAAUAAAAAAACUUGAAAUAAAAUUACGACAUUUUGAAGAACUUGAAUCAAUAAUGGAUCGUGAACGUGAAAUGAUUGAACUUCAACGACAACAAUUAUUACAAGAAAGACAACAAUAUCAAUUUGAACAAAUAAAAACAUCAGAAUUUAAACAUCGACAAACAUUUAAUGAAAAAUCAUCAUUAUCACCGCCACUACCACCACCAUCAUCAUCAUCUUCACAUAUUAUCAAUGGUAAUGAUACACAUAUACAAAGUGAAGAAUCAAUGGAUUCACAACAAAGUGAUGCUUCACCUGCUCAAAUAUUAUUAAGAAACGAAGGUAAUACAGUAGAAACAUCAACACCAUCAUCUGUUCCUAAUGAAAAAAUGCUUAUUGGAAAUACCGGUGAAAAUGAUGAUGAUUCAAAUAAUAUUUCUACAUUUACAGAGAAUGACAAUAUUAAUAAUAAUAAUUAUUAA
Molecule: messenger RNA, 2040 nt
Organism: Rotaria sp. Silwood2
Lineage: Eukaryota; Metazoa; Rotifera; Eurotatoria; Philodinida; Philodinidae
Source: the annotation of a GenBank genome assembly